ACCACCAUGGCUACACAAACACAAACACAAACACAAACAUUUGAUAAAAACUGUUCCUCUAAUUCAUACUUUAUCAUUGAUUCCUAAGACAAGCGAAGCUUUGAAUUUCAUCAAAUGGCUUCAUCUGCUGCUGCGUUAUCAGCAAACAGCUGUAGCACAAACAUGAGGUUACGAUUCUUUAACAACGAUCCUUAUAGGAAGCAACAGAAGCAGAAUCUCAAUUUUUUUAAAAUUCGAGCUUCCUCCUCCGAUGAGCAAGACGACUGCAAUGUUGAAGAAUGCGCCCCGGACAAAGAGGUGGGGAAAGUGAGCAUGGAGUGGUUAGCCGGGGAGAAAACCAAAGUGGCGGGAACAUUCCCACCCCGUAGACGUGAAUGGAGUGGUUAUGUUGAGAAGGACACAGCUGGCCAAACAAAUAUAUAUUCAGUUGAGCCUGCAGUUUACGUGGCAGAGAGUGCAAUCAGCUCAGGGAGUUCGGGUACAUCUGCAGAUGGAGCCGAAAACACAGCAGCCCUAGUUGGUUUCUCAGGCAUUAUUGCUGUUGCUGCAGCAUCUGUGAUACUCCUUCAAGUUGGGAAGAACUCACCUCCUCCAAUAAAAACAUUCGAUUAUGCGGGCCCCUCCCUUAGUUACUACAUUACCAAAUUUAAACCUUCAGAAAUUGUCCCAACACAAGCUUCGGAUGAAAUACCAGAGAGCUCAAUCCCAACACAAGCUUCAGAUGCUGUCAUGUCAUCAACUUCAGCUGAAACACCAGAGAGCUCAGUCUCAGUCCCAGUCCCAGUCCCACAAAUUGAUUCAGAAGCUUCUAUUGAUUCUACCACGGAUGCAGUCACAUCAACUUCAACUGAAAAAUCGGAAGAGACUGCUAUUGCGACUCCACAAGCAUUAGAGGUUGAGGUAGGAUCAGGAUAAAUUAUAACGACCUAUUAUGGUUGUUCAAUUUUUUUUUCUUAUAUGUAAGUUAAAUGAAGUUUCCAUGUAUGUAUUGUAUACUUUCUGCUUUCUUCAUCUUACCCAUCCUAGCAUUUUCUAGUA
Lactuca sativa (garden lettuce) is the source of this 1038-nucleotide messenger RNA. RefSeq names its product proline-rich family protein. Gene Ontology annotation, biological process: regulation of protein complex stability. Gene Ontology annotation, cellular component: chloroplast thylakoid membrane. The record is from RefSeq and is a predicted model, not a curated record. NCBI's taxonomy places the organism in Eukaryota, Viridiplantae, Streptophyta, Magnoliopsida, Asterales, Asteraceae.